Messenger RNA from Myotis daubentonii (Daubenton's bat), 4343 nucleotides. It is a transcript of the gene PNPLA8, whose product is annotated as patatin like domain 8, phospholipase A2. NCBI's taxonomy places the organism in Eukaryota, Metazoa, Chordata, Mammalia, Chiroptera, Vespertilionidae. The record is from RefSeq and is a predicted model, not a curated record. Gene Ontology annotation, cellular component: membrane. Gene Ontology annotation, biological process: arachidonate metabolic process.
GCGGGGAGGGGUGGAGCCCGGCUGCUGCUCCCAGGUUUAUGUUGGAAGCUCAGCUGAUGCGAGCCGCCUGGGUGGACGUCCGUGCCGGGAAGUGGCGCGUCGCCGCUGCCACCGAAGUAGUCGCGGCCUUCAUUCGGGUAAGACCAUGAAUUAUGGCAUUUCUUAAAUGAAGCAUUCAGGACUGAAGUGACAGUCAUAACAGAUAGAAAAUAAGUGAUUUUUAAGUUAUGUCUAUUAAUUUGACUAUAGAUAUAUAUAUUUACCUCCUUAGUAAUGCCCGAAGUCUUUAUGGGAAGCAGAAAAGCAAGCAACUACAUUUCUUGUGCUCACCUAAACAUUACUGGAAGAUAAGCCACAUCAGUCUACAAAGAGGUUUUCAUACAAACAAAAUAAGAUGUAAAUGGACCAAAAGUGAAGCGCAUUCUUGCAGUAAGCACUGUUACUCUCCAAGCAACAAUGGGUUACAUGGAAUUUUGAAACUUAGCACUUCUGCUCCCAAAGGACUUACAAAAGUGAGCAUUCGUAUGUCCCGUAUAAAAAGUACUUUGAACUCUGUUUCAAAGGCUGUUUUUGGAAAUCAGAAUGAAAUGAUCUCACGUUUAGCUCAAUUUAAGCCAAGUUCUGAAAUAUUAAGAAAAGUAUCAGAUGGUGGUUGGUUAAAACAGAAAAACGUUAAACAAACCAUCAAAUCUCUGAAAAACUAUAGUGACAAAUCAGAAAAGAGUUCUGUUUUAGAAAAGCAAAGUCACGUUAUAGAUAAAGAUAAAGAUAGUGGCAAACAAAGCCCUUUACCUUACACAAAUAGUAUAACCACGAAAUUUGGAGAGUCGUUCUAUUUUUUAUCCAAUCAUAUUAAUUCAUACUUCAAACGUGUCGAGAAGAUGUCUCAAAAAAAGGAAAACAAAGAUUUCCAGGACAAGUCAAAGCUUGAAGGUAAAAAGGGUGAAGAAGGGAAGUCCACAUCUGCAACUCCUGGUAUGCUGACUGACAAGAAGCGAGGCUCAGAAUCCUCUUCAGAUACUGUGGACAAGCCCAAAAGUCCCAGUGGGACACCUGAGGUCCUUCCAGUUUCUACUAAAAAAAGUAUUGCUAAUUUUCUUUCUUAUCCUACUGAAGGCGUACAAGCUUUAGUAGGUGGAUAUAUUGGUGGACUUGUCCCCAAAUUCAAGUAUGAUUCAAAGAGUCAGUCAGAAGAACAGGAAGAAGCCCCCAAGGCUGAGCAGGCUGACGGCGACGAUAAAAAUGCACUGGAGAAAAAGCAUUUGAUUCUUCAGAGAGAAAAGAUUAUAGCAAGAGUGAGUAUUGAUAACAGAACCCGGGCAUUAGUUCAGGCAUUAAGAAGAACAACUGACCCAAAACUCUGCAUUAAUAGGAUUGAAGAACUGACUUUUCAUCUUCUAGAAUUUCCUGAAGGAAAAGGAGUGGCUGUCAAGGAGAAAAUUAUUCCAUAUUUAUUACGAUUGCGACAAAUUAAGGAUGAAACUCUUCAGGCUGCAGUUAGAGAAAUUUUGGCUUUAAUUGGCUAUGUGGAUCCAGUGAAAGGAAGAGGAAUCCGAAUUCUCACAAUUGACGGUGGAGGAACAAGGGGUUUGGUUGCUCUUCAGACACUGAGAAAAUUAGUUGAGCUUACUCAGAAGCCAGUUCACCAGCUGUUUGAUUACAUCUGUGGUGUAAGCACAGGUGCUAUAUUAGCAUUCAUGCUGGGAUUCUUUCAUAUGCCCCUGGAUGAAUGUGAAGAACUUUAUCGAAAAUUAGGAACGGAUGUGUUUUCACAAAAUGUCAUUGUUGGGACAGUCAAAAUGAGUUGGAGCCAUGCAUUUUAUGACAGUCAAACAUGGGAAAAUAUUCUUAAGGAUAAAAUGGGCUCUUCACUAAUGAUUGAAACAGCAAGAGACCCCACCUGUCCUAAGGUAGCUGCAGUAAGUACCAUAGUAAACAGAGGGGUCAUACCAAAAGCUUUUGUGUUCAGAAACUAUGGUCAUUUUCCUGGAAUCAACUCUCACUAUUUGGGAGGCUGUCAGUACAAAAUGUGGCAGGCCAUUAGAGCCUCGUCGGCUGCCCCCGGCUACUUUGCAGAGUAUGCAUUGGGAAGUGAUCUUCAUCAGGAUGGAGGUUUGCUUCUGAAUAACCCUUCAGCCUUAGCAAUGCACGAAUGUAAAUGUCUUUGGCCAGACGUCCCCCUUGAGUGUAUAGUAUCCUUAGGCACUGGACGUUAUGAGAGUGAUGUGAAAAACACCAUGACGUCUACAAGCUUGAAAGCCAAACUGUCUAAUGUUAUCAACAGUGCGACAGAUACAGAAGAAGUCCAUGUAAUGCUUGAUGGUCUGUUACCUCCCGACACCUAUUUUAGAUUCAAUCCUGUAAUGUGUGAAAACAUACCUCUAGAUGAAAGUCGCAAUGAAAAGCUGGAUCAACUGCAGUUGGAAGGGUUGAGAUACAUAGAAAGAAAUGAAGAAAAAAUGAACAAACUUGCAAAAAUUUUACGUCAAGAAAAAACAACUCUGCAGAAAAUUAAUGACUGGAUAAAAUUAAAAUCUGACAUGUAUGAAGGCCUUUCAUUCUUUUCAAAAUUGUGAUGAGUGUGUGCGUAUAAUUCCCAUAAAUGAAGGCCUGUUGAGAAGAUCCACAGACCCAGUGAGAAAUCAUAGGGUUCAACAUGAGUUAACUUUGAAAUACUUAUGAAUUCUGGGGAAUCCUGAAAAAGAUGGUGCUUGGACUAGCUUGCACAGCACAGAGGCAGAAUUUAUAAGGGAAUUAGGUUUUUAUGAUGUUAAUAAUUAGCUAUAUUUUAAGAAUCUUAUUGUGCUAGUUUGUUGUUGUAGAUAUCGAUGUUAUAUUGUUUGAUGUUUGAAAAUAUAUUAAUAUAUGCCAAACAACUGAAAAAAUAUCAUACUUGAUAUUUUUGCUUUAGUCACCAUAAUCAUGUUGAAUUUAUUUGAUCAUUGAUUUUCUUCCAUGUGGAAAAGCUAAUUUCUUUUUAAAUUUACAUCACAUGUAUUCACGAGCUACAUUCUGCUAUCCAAAUGUUGCCUUUUACUGUAAUAUCAUUUAAACACAUACAGAAAAGUGGAAUUUUUUCUGUCAAAGUACUUUUACAUUGGAAAUAUGAAAGAACCAGAUACAGUUUUCUAUUCAAACUUGAUUGAUUCAAAAUCAUAGGUGAGAUUCCAGUCAAUCACUUUUCACCCUUGAAAUUUAAAGAUAAUGCUGUAUGUUAACUUUUCUAACUCUAGCUUAUUAUUCAAUGUCAUAAAAUUAAUUUACUAAGAAAAUAUUCUUAUUAACAAAAAUAAACUAUUGAAAUAAUUUGUUAAAAGGCUAAAGUCAUUUUAAGAUUAUUAUUCGUAAUGUAGUUCCCCAUUUCUUUGUAGCAUUUGAUUAUACCUAUCAAGAGUAUGCUUUAAAAAAUAAGUUAGGCUUGCCCUAGCUGGUUUGGCUCAGCAGAUAGAGUGUUGACCUGCAGGCUAAAGGGUCCUGGGUUUGAUUCCAGUCAAGGGCGCAUGCCAGGGUUGCAGGCUUGAUCCCCAGGAAGGGGCAUGCAGGAGGCAGCCAAUCAAUGAUUCUCUUGCAUCGAUGUUUCCAUCUCUCCCUCUACCUUCCUCUCUGAAAUCAAUAAAAUAUAUAUUUAAAAAAAAUAAGUUAGGCUUGUUUUACCAUAUUAACUCCUUUAACUGGAUUUCACAGAGGUUAAUAACAUAAACCAACUUAGAUCAUUGUUUAUACCAACCAAAUUCAUCUUUGUUGUAUUAUCUAUCUGCCUUCUUAAUCCUUAUAUCAUGUUUAGAUUUGUCAAGAAAAUGAAAAAAAAAAGGUAAGUGUCCUUUGCUUUGUGUGUAUGAACUAAAGCUAAAACCACAGUUUCCCAGGUUGUCAUGUUGUUCUUUGCUGAUUCACAGGAUAUGGUGUGGUUCAGGGAGUGCUGAGGGGAGCUGAGAGUUUGAAUGCUAAUCCUGGCUCAAGCUCUAAUGCAGAGAGACCCAUUUGUGACCUGGAGGAGGGCAGACAGCUUCUUGGUUUCAGAUACGUCAUUUGUAAAGUGAGGAAAGCUAGCUCUAAAAUUUUACUUACUUUUCUUUAUGGUAACCUAAAAAGUAAAUUCUGAAAAUGUACAAGCAAAAGAUAGGAAAAGUUGUGAAAAUGAAUUUUCAGUCCUACACAAGUAAAAUACCUGUUCUUUUUAAAGAAACCAAGAAGAGUCUAUCUUAGAAAUAAAAUGUGAUUAAAUUCUCCAACUCAUCAAUUAUAUAAAAAUAUAGAGUAUAAAAAUUGUUUUGUUGCUUAGGCCUUGUUGGAUGUCUCAGAAUUCUUAUUUCUGUAAUAAAUGGCAUGCUGGUGAUAUUUCA